AUCGCGCCCAUCCUCACACGUUGCAACUGGCGACAUUGUUUCUUCCUGCCGUCGCUCUUCACGCCGCCGCUAGCAUUGGCGUCGAUCCGCAAAAAGCGAGCGCACUUGCUCAGGGACCAGCCGGGCACACGUCAAGGCGCAGGUCAAGCGAGCACGCCGGUCUCAAGACUUUCUGCCUGCCGCGCUCUGGAGACGACUGGGGUAAGCUCGCUCAACUCGAUCAACCUCUGGCGUGAGCUGUGUUCAACGGUCCGCUGGCCCUCGUCCACCUGCAUAUCAACCACUCGACUGCACUGUUGAGCCUGCGGAGAGCACCGGCCUCACCCUCUGCGCCCUUAUCGCACGCGUUCCCAUCAACCGCCCACCCCAUCCCCAUCCACUCAUCCAUUCAUCCAUCCGGCCACGCGGGCAGUGAGUGCGUGUGAGAGAAACAUUGAGCGUCCGCAGUCUGCCCCGAAAAUUCUGGCAGCUGUUUCCUCUCCCAUCCACCACCACUGCACCUUCCCUCUACAUCACCACCAAGACCCAUUGGCGCGACUGCUGUGCGCAUGAUACACUCUUUUUGUCCAACCGCACUCUGAAACCGCAGAUUUUCUGGACGGCGCCGUACACACCACACCGCCACCAUGAGGCCCGAGGUCGAGCAAGAUUUGGCCCACACGCUGCUGGUCGAGCUCCUGGCAUACCAGUUCGCCUCGCCCGUGAGAUGGAUCGAAACACAAGAUGUCAUUCUGGGCGAGAAGGAGACGGAGCGGAUAGUGGAAAUUGGGCCCGCAGACACAUUGGGCGGCAUGGCCAAGCGGACACUGGCUGCAAAGUACGAGGCAUAUGAUGCAGCACGAUCCGUGCAACGGCAGAUUCUGUGCUACAACAAGGACGCCAAAGACAUUUACUACGACGUCGACCCAGUGGAGGAUGAGCCCGCAGCGGCGCCUGCGCCCAGCGAGGGUGCGAGUGCUCCAGCAGCAUCAUCAUCGGCACCAGCAGCGGCAGCUCCAGCGGCAGCUGCUCCACCUCCUUCAGCAGGUGCUGGACCGGCAGCAGCGGUUGCAGAUGCUCCAGUCGGCGCUGUCGAUAUUCUCAGAGCAUUGGUUGCUCAGAAACUGAAGAAGCCAUUGGCGGACAUCCCAUUGAGCAAAGCGAUCAAGGACUUGGUUGGAGGCAAGUCGACACUACAAAACGAAAUUCUCGGAGACUUGGGCAAAGAGUUCGGCUCAACGCCCGACAAGCCUGAAGAUACACCACUCGACGAGCUUGGAGCUUCCAUGCAAGCGACCUUUAAUGGCCAGCUCGGCAAGCAAUCCACAUCGCUUAUUGCACGUAUGGUGUCCUCAAAGAUGCCUGGUGGCUUCAACAUCACAGCAGUGCGAAAGCACCUGGAAACGAGGUGGGGUUUGGGCGCCGGACGACAGGAUGGUGUGCUGCUGCUCGGUCUCACUGCUGAGCCAGCAUCGCGUCUUGGGUCCGAGAACGACGCCAAAGCAUGGCUGGACGACCUUGCCAACAAAUACGCAUCGCAUGCCGGCAUUAGCUUGUCGACUGCACCAGCUGGCGGAGAUGGUGGUGCUGGUGGCGGUGGCAUGAUGAUGGACCCAGCAGCCAUUGACGCCCUCACCAAGGACCAACGGGCACUCUUCAAGCAGCAGCUUGAGCUGUUCGCCCGCUACUUGAAGAUGGAUCUCCGUGCCGGUGACAAGGCAGCCCUGGUGACCAAGCAAAACGAGACCGCACUCCAAGCACAACUCGAUCUGUGGACCACAGAACACGGCGAGUUCUACGCUGCCGGCAUUGAGCCUACAUUCAGCCCCCUCAAAGCUCGUGUCUACGACUCGUCGUGGAACUGGGCCAGACAGGACGCACUCAAAAUGUACUUUGAUAUCAUCUUUGGCCGCUUGACUGCGGUUGAUCGUGAGAUUGUGUCGCGAUGCAUUCUCAUCAUGAACCGAUCGAACCCAUCGCUCCUGGAGUUCAUGCAGUACCACAUUGAUCACUGCCCUACUGAACGCGGCGAAACGUAUCAGCUGGCGAAAGAGCUCGGACAACAACUCAUCGAGAACUGCCGCGAUGUCCUUGGAGAGGCUCCUGUCUACAAGGACGUGGCUGUUCCAACUGCGCCACAUCUCGAGAUCAGCCCCCGGGGUGACAUGGACUACGCAGAAGUGCCACGCCCCAGCGUUCGCAAGCUUGAGCACUACGUUCGUGAGAUGGCCGAUGGCGGCAAGAUCUCCGAAUACGGCAACAGGACGAAGGUGCAGAAUGACCUGCAGCGCGUGUACCGCCUGAUCAAGCAACAACACAAGCUGUCCAAGUCGUCACAGCUUGAGAUCAAGCAGUUGUACAGCAACAUUGUUCGAUCGCUUUCGAUGAACGAGGGCCAGAUCAUGCCAAACGAGAACGGCAAGGCCAACGGACACAUCAAGAAGAGCCGAAAUGGCCGCCUCAAUGGUGCCAUCAACCCAGCCAAGCAGGGCAAGAUUGAGACUGUGCCAUUCUUGCACUUGAAGCGCAAGGAGGAACAUGGAUGGGAAUACAGCAAGAAACUUACGAGCGUCUACCUCGACGGCCUCGAGCAAGCCGCCAAGUCUGGUGUCACGUUCCAAAAUAAGAACGUGCUGAUGACUGGUGCUGGUGCUGGAUCCAUUGGUGCUGAAGUCCUCCAAGGCCUCGUUAGUGGUGGCGCAAAGGUCAUCGUCACCACCUCCCGCUUCUCUCGCGAGGUCACCGAGUACUACCAGGGUAUUUACGCCCGCUACGGUGGUCGUGGCUCCCAGCUUGUUGUCGUUCCAUUCAACCAGGGCAGUAAUCAGGAUGUCAAUGCCCUUGUGGACUACAUCUACGACGAGAAGAAGGGUCUUGGAUGGGAUUUGGACUUCAUUGUGCCAUUCGCUGCCAUUCCUGAGAAUGGACGUGAGAUCGACAGCAUUGACAGCAAGUCUGAGCUGGCUCACCGUAUCAUGCUUACGAACCUCCUCCGCAUGCUCGGUGCCGUCAAGAGCCAGAAGGCCACUCGCGGCUUCGAGACUCGCCCAGCACAAGUCAUCCUCCCACUGUCACCGAACCACGGUACAUUCGGUAACGAUGGUCUCUACUCUGAGUCCAAAUUGGCUCUGGAGACUCUCUUCAACCGAUGGCACUCAGAGAGCUGGGGCAACUUCCUCACCAUCUGCGGUGCUGUCAUUGGCUGGACUCGUGGUACUGGUCUCAUGGGUGGCAACAACAUCGUUGCUGAGGGUGUUGAGCGCUACGGCGUCCGCACUUUCUCGCAGCAAGAGAUGGCUUUCAACUUGCUCGGACUCAUGUCGCCCGCCAUCGUCAACCUUUGCCAGAACGAGCCUGUGUUUGCUGACCUGAACGGUGGUCUGCAAUUCUUGCCAAACCUUAAGGAUCUGAUGACGCGCCUGCGCAAGGAUAUCACUGAGACUGCUGAGAUCCGCAAGGCUGUCACUCGUGAGACUGCCGUGGAGAACAAGAUUGUCAACGGCGAGGACAGCGAGGCUCUUUACAAGACUGUCAAGGUUGAGAAGCGUGCCAACCUCAAGUUUGACUUCCCCAAGCUUCCAGACUGGAAGGAAGUCGAGCCUCUCAACGCCAACCUCAAGGGUAUGGUCGAUCUUGAGAAGGUCGUUGUUGUCACUGGUUUCGCAGAAGUCGGACCUUGGGGUAACGCUCGCACCCGAUGGGAGAUGGAGGCAUACGGCCAGUUCUCUCUUGAGGGCUGUGUUGAGAUGGCCUGGAUCAUGGGCUUGAUCAAGAACUUCAACGGCAACCUUAAGGGCAAGAGCUACUCUGGUUGGGUUGAUGCCAAGUCUGGCGAGCCUGUCGACGACAAGGACGUCAAGGCCAAGUACGAGAAGCAUAUUCUCGACCACUCUGGUAUUCGUCUGAUUGAGCCCGAGCUCUUCAAUGGCUACGACCCCAACAAGAAGCAGCUUAUGCAAGAGAUCCAGAUCGAGGAGGACCUCGAUCCAUUCGAGUCGUCCAAGGAGACUGCGGAAGAGUUCAAGCGCGAGCACGGCGAGAAGGUGGAGGUCUUUGAGCUCGAAUCUGGCGAAUAUCAGGUCCGUCUCAAGAAGGGCGCCACACUGCUCAUUCCAAAGGCCCUUCGCUUCGAUCGUCUUGUUGCCGGUCAAGUGCCAACUGGAUGGGAUGCAAAGAAGUAUGGUGUGCCAGACGACAUCAUCUCCCAAGUCGACCCAGUCACCCUCUACGUGCUGGUUUCUACUGCUGAGGCUCUGCUGUCCUCGGGUAUCACCGAUCCAUACGAGUUCUACAAGUAUGUGCACAUUUCCGAGGUCGGUAACUGCAUCGGUUCCGGUAUUGGUGGUACUACCGCCUUGCGUGGAAUGUACAAGGACCGCUUCCUCGACAAGCCUCUACAGAAGGAUAUCCUCCAGGAGUCCUUCAUCAACACAAUGAGUGCUUGGAUUAACAUGUUGCUCAUGUCCUCUACUGGUCCCAUCAGAACACCUGUCGGAGCUUGCGCAACUGCUGUGGAAUCUAUCGAUAUCGGUUACGACUGUAUCGUUGAGGGCAAGGCUCGCAUGUGCUUCGUUGGUGGUUUCGAUGACUUCCAAGAGGAAGGCUCGUAUGAGUUCGCCAACAUGGGCGCCACCAGCAACGCCCGCGACGAGUUCGCUCAUGGACGUACACCAAAGGAAAUGUCGCGACCAACGACCACCACACGUAACGGCUUUAUGGAGUCGCAGGGUUGCGGUAUGCAGGUGAUCAUGGACGCCAAGCUCGCUCUUGACAUGGGAGUACCGAUCUACGGUAUUCUUGGUUACACAGCCACUGCCACUGACAAAAUUGGUCGCUCUGUUCCAGCACCUGGUCAGGGUGUCUUGACUGGCGCUCGUGAGCAAGCUGGCAAGUUCCCAUCGCCUCUGCUUGACAUCAAGUACCGCAAGAGGCAACUCGACCUCCGCAAGAAACAGAUCAAGAAUUGGCAAGAGUCUGAGCUUCUGUACCUCGAGGAAGAGGUCAACGCCAUGAAGCAGCAAGGCGCUGAGUUCAACGAGACUGAGUACAUGGAGGACCGCGCUCUUCACAUCGAGCGUGAGGCUCGCCGCCAAGAGAAGGACGCGCUUUCAAGCUUGGGCAACAACUUCUGGAAGCAAGAUCCUCGCAUCGCGCCACUUCGUGGUGCCCUUGCCACUUGGGGCCUGACGAUCGACGAUCUCGACGUCGCAUCUUUCCACGGUACCUCUACUGUAGCCAACGACAAGAACGAGUCCGAUGUGAUCUGCCAACAGAUGAAGCACCUUGGCCGACAAAAGGGCAACGCAUUGUUGGGUAUCUUCCAGAAGUACCUCACUGGUCACCCCAAGGGUGCCGCUGGUGCUUGGAUGUUCAACGGCUGUCUGCAAGUCCUCAAUUCUGGUCUUGUGCCAGGCAACAGGAAUGCAGACAAUGUCGACAAGGUCAUGGAGAAGUUCGAUUACAUCGUCUACCCCAGCCAGAGCAUUCAGACCGAUGGCAUCAAGGCUUUCUCCGUCACCUCCUUCGGUUUCGGCCAGAAGGGUGCUCAGGCUAUUGGUAUCCACCCCAAGUAUCUCUUUGCCACGCUUGACCAAGCGCAGUUCCAGACCUACAAGCAGAAGGUUGAGGCACGACAGAAGAAAGCGUACAGGUACUACCAUGAUGGUCUCAUCAACAACACCAUGUUCCGUGCCAAGAGCAAGUCACCUUACGAGGAUGCUCAGCAGAGCAAGGUCUUCCUCGACCCAACUGUCCGCGUUUCAGUCGAUAAGAAGACGAACGAGCUCAUUUACCCCAAGACGGCGCCGAAGAAGAUCCAGGACAAGAGCACCACGCAGAUGGUUGAGACCUUGAUGAAGGUCAAUGCUUCACAGAACUCGAACCCAGGUGUCGACAUCGAGCAAAUCGAUGCCAUUGACAUCAGCAAUGAUACCUUUAUCGAGCGAAACUUCACUUCCGAGGAGAUUGCUUACUGCCGCAAGGCAGCCAGCCCACAGGCCAGCUUCGUUGGCAAGUGGAGUGCGAAGGAGGCUGUCUUCAAGAGCUUGAAGGUUCCUAGCCAAGGCGGUGGUGCUGCCAUGAAGGACAUUGAGAUUGCGAAUGACGAGAAUGGCGCGCCUGCCGUGAGACUUCACGGAGACGCAAAGGCCGCCGCAGACAAGGCUGGCAUCAAGUCGACGACUGUAUCGAUCAGCCACAGCGACGUGCAGGUCAUCGCUGUUGCGAUCUCAGCAUUUUAACUGCAUGACGACGGGAAAGAAUGAGCAUAUGUGUGCGUGCAGAGGUGUGUGUAAAGAGUAAUUAACGAGCGGGAUACCAGUCAGUCGUCGGGCGCAACGUUUUAUGAAAUGUAUCGUGUACAAAGCGAGUAUAGAGUAGUCAUGGGCUUCAGGACUCUUGAAUUUGACAGGAGUCUGGAGCAAGCAAGAUGGAUGAAUGGAACGCUUACGCUACGAUGUUGCAGUAAGUAGAUAAAUCAACGCAGGGUGCUAGAUUUUCUUCAUGA
This is a messenger RNA of Cercospora beticola, 6484 nucleotides long. RefSeq names its product trifunctional fatty acid synthase subunit FAS2 (gene FAS2). Gene Ontology annotation, molecular function: holo-[acyl-carrier-protein] synthase activity; magnesium ion binding; 3-oxoacyl-[acyl-carrier-protein] synthase activity. The record is from RefSeq and is a predicted model, not a curated record. Gene Ontology annotation, cellular component: fatty acid synthase complex. Gene Ontology annotation, biological process: long-chain fatty acid biosynthetic process. Lineage: Eukaryota; Fungi; Ascomycota; Dothideomycetes; Mycosphaerellales; Mycosphaerellaceae.